AUGGUCAAACGACGACAAUCAAUAUCAACAAGAAUAAUAAUAUCAUUUGUCGGAUUUUAUCUGGUGACUUGCAUUUGGUCUUUCGCCAAGCUGUCCAAGGAUGGGGAUUCAAAUUCGUGUCAUCAUAACAACGAUCCUACACAAUCACUCACCGGGCAACCUCAUCGGGAUUGGUUGCAAAGAAGGAGGUCUUUGCAAGACCAAAAGACAACCAAAUCCUACAAUUUCACAGCGGCUCUUUGUGUCUGUGUCAAGGACGCAGAGGCCUAUUUUGAAGAAUUCAUUGACUAUCAUUUGGCUAUGGGGUUUUCCAAUGUUUAUUUGUAUGACGAUUCGCCCAAUUUCGAAUUGCAACGAUGGUACAAUCAUACUCGAGCACAUCCUGAUUAUAGCAAAGUGGAAGUUUUGCACUUGUCGGAUGCACGGAACCCAAAAGGUAGUAGCAGUUCCUCAAACGAAGAAGAGAGCAAUGACGACGAUGACAACCAACAAUCUCAGAACAAUCAACAGCAACAACAAAUGCUACCGGUUGAUCCACAAACGGACUAUUACGAAGAUUGUGUUCAUCGAUUUGGAUUCAACGGGCCAAAACAUGACUACUUUGCCUUUAUUGAUGUCGAUGAAUUCUUUGUCUUUGUCGAUGAAUCCAACUAUCACAACAUUUUGGAUUUGCUGCAAGACUAUCUGGUUCCAUUUGGCGGGGCAUUGACAGUCAAUUGGAUGCUAGUGGGAAGUGCCAACAAAUCGGUCUAUGCUCCACUUCCAAUCACCAAACGAUUUCAGUACAGAGACGAAAAGGCACAUUUCGUAAUCAAGAGCAUCGUCAAGACAAGUGAUUACUUGGGGCACCGAAAUCCGCAUGCCGUGUAUGUGAGAGAUGUUGUCGUCAACGGCACCAAUACCAGCAAUAUUCAUACAACCGCCUAUCCAGGAGCGAAUCACAAGUAUGCUUUGACGCCGAGAGGUGCUACCGACAAGACUUGCCCCUCGAAAGUGGUUUUGCUGUAUCACUAUCGGUAUACCAGUGACAAGGAAUACAUAUUCAAAAGAUGUACUCGAGGAGGGACUGAUGGCGGCCAUUAUUGGUGUUCCGAUGGUGGCCAGGGGAUCCGGCAAGGCUAUGGACCACAGCACAUUCAAUCAAUCCCGGGGAGUGUCUUUGAUGAUAAAGCGUGGAAGUUUCUGACUUCCCAUGUUCCAAAGUACCAGAUGUAUGAUUCGUUUGAAGACUUUCAUUAG
This is a messenger RNA of Cylindrotheca closterium, 1239 nucleotides long. Lineage: Eukaryota; Bacillariophyta; Bacillariophyceae; Bacillariales; Bacillariaceae. The record is from the annotation of a GenBank genome assembly.